This is a messenger RNA of Stomoxys calcitrans (stable fly), 2389 nucleotides long. It is a transcript of the gene key, whose product is annotated as NF-kappa-B essential modulator. The record is from RefSeq and is a predicted model, not a curated record. Gene Ontology annotation, cellular component: nucleus; cytoplasm. Gene Ontology annotation, molecular function: K63-linked polyubiquitin modification-dependent protein binding. Gene Ontology annotation, biological process: regulation of canonical NF-kappaB signal transduction. Lineage: Eukaryota; Metazoa; Arthropoda; Insecta; Diptera; Muscidae. The transcript has 8 exons. The coding region runs from base 469 to 2286 and encodes 605 amino acids.
AAACAUAAAGUGGAAAGGCCCCAUGAACAUUAUUAAGGAUGUCAAAUUUGCCGAUUGAAAAUUUCUUUAAAUAGAAGAAAACGUAAACAAAGAGAAAAAAUUUAUAUUCUUGUUGUUGUUGUAGCAUUGUGUUGUACACUUAGAAGGCAGCCCUUGCCGAUGAAAGACUCCAUCGGGCCAAUUCAGUAUCUGGAUUAAUAUGUCUUGGUAAUGACUUUACCUUAUAUACAUUUGCCUUGCAUACUGCCUAUAAAACGAACACCAAUUCAACUGAUGACAGAACAGUUUGCAAAUAGUUGGGUAACUCUAAUCGCUGAGCAAAGCAAAAAUAUUUUGGUUGUAUCAAAUUGCCAUUCGGAAUAUAGUUGCAGUAUAUCUUAACGGCGGAUUCCUUAGCAAAGAGCGGACAUUACCCAACUUCUGACGUUCUACAUCGCACCGUAUUUUUUAACUUUCCUGCUUGAGAUAAUGUCGGACGAAGAAUCUUUUGUAAUUUUGGGUACUUCACCGCUCUCCUCCUUGGAACAUGAUGGUGAUCGAGUUGAUUCUGCAUUGGAUGCCAGCUUGCAUUCAGACACACCAGGAAGUUGUUUCUCCUCAUUGAAGAACAGUCAAAUAAAGGAAUUGAAAAAUGCCAGUAAUAAUGGCGAUAAAACACCAACAACUUCGUUGACAGCCUUAAAAGAGACGGCCUCAUCGGACACAACAUCAUCAUCUAUGACAGCUUCCAAAGAAUCGAGUAAAAGCAUUGUCAAUACAAAGGUCACAUCAUCUAUGUCCACUGCUGCUGCAAUGCAACGAUCAGCUGAUAGCAUUUUGUGGUCGAAACCUCAAGUUGAAGUUCAGGAUGAUUUGCUACCACUUAAUUUGGAGGAUUGUGCCAUACCCUCUCCUGUGGAGCAAAGUCCCAAGACAUCUAUGCACUCUAGACCACCACCAUCCCCUCUAAAUAUGUCUCUAAGUUACAGUUCUAACAAAGAGAAUCGUCAACCUCUGCUAAGCAAUAGCAACAAUGCCAAUAGUGGCAAAGCUGGUCAGGCAACGCUAUCAGCUUCUUCAUCGAACAAUAAUAGUUUAGCCAGCAGUUUCAUAAUGGGAGAAGUCAAUGCUGACAUUUUAAAGUCUAGUGUCUAUUCACAAUUUCCCAGUAUUUCCAUGCAGGCCAGUGCCGAAGACGUUGUCAAACUGCAGACCAUGUUCACCGAGUAUGUGCAAUUGAAAACUACCUUGGAGAAAGUUAAUAAUACCAUGAAAUUAUUCUAUACCAAUUCUUUGGAAUGGAAGGAAAAAAUGAAUACUAUGGAAUCGCAUUAUAAACAACAAUUAAACGUUUGCCAAAAUCAAAUUGAAGCACUACGCACCGAAAAUCUUCAGCUUAGGAAAAGCAUUGAAGAGCAAGUGGAACAAACCAAAGCUGUUGAUUUGGCAAGACAAAAGGAUCGCGAUGAUAUGAUAAGAACCAUAUCAGAGAAGACAUCUUUAAUUGAGAACAUGAGGGCCCAAAUUGUUAAAUUGGAAAAGCAAACUACGACUACAUUUGAAUUUUUGCCAAAGCAAAAAACCGAUGAAACCGAGAACAAUUUUGACGAAAUCUACAUUUCACGAGGUGAACACGAUAUAGUUGUGAAAGACCUAAACCGACAACUUUCAGAACUAUUAGCUACCAAUUUGGAUGUAAAGGAUAUGGAAAAACAAUAUAUUGACGAAUUGAAUUGCCUUAAGGUCAAUUUAACUGCUGCCGAGGAAUUAAUACAACAAAGCAAGGCAGAAAUAGCCACACUUAAGGCUUUGGAUAUAAGCCAUCAGAACAGAAUUCAAGAGCUGGAGAGAUGUAAUAAACUGCUCGCUACCGAAAGCACCAUACAAAACGAACGCAUUAUACUAUUGGAGCAACAAAACGAAGUCCAUCGCAGAGAUUUCGAAAUGGAAAGACAAGGUCGUGAAACGAUUGUGGGAGAGAAACAACAAAUUCUCACGGAUCUAAGGGCAUUGCAGAAACGCAAUCAGGAGCUGCUGGAAGAACGUCAAAAGCUGGUGGACAACUAUGAACGCAGGGUAACACAAGUUUCGGCGUUAAACGGAGGUGGCUCAACACAAGCCUUGGUGGCCGCCGCCGCUGCAGCCCAAACUUAUCUAAACAAUCCCCAAAGACCAAUAAGAGAACUAACACCCAAUUCUGGCAAUGUUCAGUCGAAAGAAGCCUAUAAUUGUCCCAUAUGCAACAAAACUUUCCAAUCAUUAUCGGUUUUGCAAAGUCAUGUUAAUGAUUGUAUAGACAGAAAUUAGAAAUUUAAGUGAAACUUAUAUAAACUACUAUUAACAUUAGAAUUAGUCCAUGAAAAUAUAUAUAUACAUUUCAACAAUAGAAUGAUAGAUUUAUGUAAGAAAA